GACAAAACUUGUUUAUGUUUCGCAUUGUCAAAUAAAAAGAAAAUAUGAAAUUAGUUUAACAUUCAAAAGUUGUUGAUUUGAUUUCUGGACCUGGGUGCACCCGAAAUUAUACAUGGCCAGGAGACCGCCGCCGAUACCUAAAACGCAUGAGCGUACGCCCGGACCUGUUGGCCAAGAUACAAAAGCCAACAAUGAGAAAUUCCUAAACGAUGUAUUUAUCACCACCAACAAAUAUCGGAAGAUGCACGGCUGCCCCGAGCUAAAGAUUAACAACGAUCUUAACAAGUAUGCUCAGGAGUGGGCCAAUCACCUGCGUGAUAAGAACGCAAUGGAGCAUCGUCCACAGCCCAAAUAUGGCGAAAAUAUAUUUCUGUCUGGUGGAAUGGAUGUAACUGGCGAUUUGCCCGUGGACAUGUGGUACCGCGAGAUCAAUGCCUUUAACUUCGAUAAGCCCGAUUUUACGCCCACCUCUGGUCAUUUUACACAGCUGAUCUGGAAAGCCUGUAAGGAGAUGGGCUCGGGUGUGGCACGCAGGGCUGAUCGCACCUGGGUGGUUUGCAACUAUAGUCCACCCGGUAAUGUUAUGGGGCAGUUUAAGGAGAAUGUGCCAAGAAAGCUCUAGUUAAUGUACUAAAACAUCUUCUAUAGUUGUAAUACAGGUCCAGAAAUUUUUUA
Molecule: messenger RNA, 675 nt
Organism: Drosophila novamexicana
Lineage: Eukaryota; Metazoa; Arthropoda; Insecta; Diptera; Drosophilidae
Product: Golgi-associated plant pathogenesis-related protein 1
Exons: 3
Coding region: 113-622 (169 amino acids)
Source: RefSeq, a predicted model, not a curated record